AUGUCACUACCGCAAGAACAAAUGCCAACUAAUGAUAAUAACGACAAUACCAACAACCUGAUAAAUACAGAAUACAAAUUACAUCAAAUGAGAUUGAAUAAUCAACACCCACUACCACCACCACAAUCUUCUAUUUGGUCCGCUGAACACGGAACUACGUUAACAUCACCGAUACAAAUCAAAUUGGAACCGGUCGAUGGAUUUAUAAAACAAGAGACGCAUGACAAUGAAAAUACAACAAAGCCGAUUCUAAUCAAUCCGAAACAAUUCAACAGAAUUUUGAAGAGAAGAAUUGCAAGAGAAAGAUUUGAAAAGGCGCAUAAUCUUUCCAAACAAAGAAAGCCAUAUAUUCAUGAAUCUCGGCAUUUACACGCAAUGCGCCGUCCUCGUGGACCAGGUGGUCGAUUUUUGACUGCCGAAAAGACAGCUGAAUUGGAAAGACAAGAAAGAAUCCGAAAAGAAUCAUUGGAUUCGGGAAAUAGCAAUGACAUUUCCGUUGUUUCCUCCGCGACAAAUUCUCCAAAUUUAAGCGAUGACGUUUAUUACACAAACACCAAUGUCGCAAUCGCUCCGGCGAUAGCCACUGCAGCGUCAUCGGCUACGCAAAAUAACAAUCAUCUUCACUGGGAUAACAAUACAUUAGUAAACUACGCUGAAAACGAUCGAAAAAAUCGUUGGACAAAUACCCGAACUUUGACAAAUACCCGAUUUCAUCCUUAUAAUGAUGCGUCAAAUUUUCACCAGCAUAAUGGUCAUUAUGCACCAACAUCCAUGAUAGAAGUCAAUAAUUCAUUAAUCUCAGAAGGAGGGAAUCGAUCGAAUUUUGAAGGUGCAAUAAUGGGUGUGGCUGAAUUGAAUUCGACGACGGCAGCAUCUUCUCAUUAUAAUCCAACUCACAUAACGCGCACAACCGGCUUAUGGUCGUCCUCUUUAGAAAACCGUCAGACUCACUAG
Ambispora gerdemannii is the source of this 954-nucleotide messenger RNA. Lineage: Eukaryota; Fungi; Glomeromycota; Glomeromycetes; Archaeosporales; Ambisporaceae. The record is from the annotation of a GenBank genome assembly.